Molecule: messenger RNA, 1142 nt
Organism: Oryza sativa Japonica Group (Japanese rice)
Lineage: Eukaryota; Viridiplantae; Streptophyta; Magnoliopsida; Poales; Poaceae
Source: RefSeq, a predicted model, not a curated record
AUGUGGAGGGCACAACAGAGGAGGCUUAACCUCGGCCAUCGCCUCGACCUCUUGGAUCUAGAAGCCGAAGCAAGAGAGCAAUCUGGGGCGUUGAAAACGAAUCCAACGGUCCGCUGUGCUGGCCCACCUGCAGCCUCCUUUUUCACCCCGUGCGUCUACCCUUCCUGCGAGACGACGCCCCAAUCUCCCCCCACUCCCGUGUGCUCGCAUCGCCGCCUUCCCGCGCCAGGCCGGAGAGGCGACAGGCCGCCGCGCCUCGCCGUUGGAUUGGGACCGGGCGGCCGCCUCGCCGCUUUGCCUCCGUCGACCGCGUCAGGCCGCCGGCGUGAGCUAGCUGGGAGCUGCCGCCGCGCCAGGGCGGAGAGGCGCCAGGCCGCCGCGCCGCCGCGAGUGGGGAGGGGACAGGGCGGCCGCCUCGCCGCUUCGCCUCCCUCGACCGCGUCAGGCCGCCGCCGUGAGCUAGCUGGGAGCCGCCGCCGCGCCAGGGCGGAGAGGCGCCAGACCGCCGCGCCGCCGCGAGUGGGGAGGGGAGUUGCACGGGCUCGCGGACGACCCCGACGCCGACCCGGUCUUCAAGAACGUCGCGCUCGACAUGGACAUCCUCUACCGCUCCAGCGAGAUGCACCAGGGUGUUCCCACAUACUGCCAUGGUCUGGAAAUGUAACAAGAUCAGUCUCAAAACCUCAUGGGCGGAACUUGUUUCUGCAAAGCUUAGUUGAAGAAGGGCAGAAUCCAAGCACUAGCAAUGGUGCCAGCAAUUCCCAGAAAAAUGUUGAAGAUAAGGACCUGUUAGACUGUCUAGAGAAUGGCGUCAACUUUUGGAUGGAUGGAGGCAGCCAGCCACCGUGACCCUUGGCGAUGGAGGUGGCCGGCCGUCGGGGUGCCGAUGGAGGCUAUGGUGUUCGCAGCUGUGUAGCUGUUUGUUCUCCAAAAUUGCUGUUUAGCUGUUUAGUUGUUUGCUCUGUAUCUCCAAAAUUGCAGCAGCAGCAGUUUAGCUGUUUGUUCUCUACCUUAGGCUGUGCACUGUCCUGAAACAAUAUUUUGUUGAGGUUGCAUUGUGUUAAUCAUUGAGAGAUUGAUUUGGUUGUAUGACUCAUGUAUGCUGUAAUUUGAAUGAAUGAAUAAAUCAGUAACUUCUGUGA